Molecule: messenger RNA, 389 nt
Organism: Caenorhabditis sp. 36 PRJEB53466
Lineage: Eukaryota; Metazoa; Nematoda; Chromadorea; Rhabditida; Rhabditidae
Source: the annotation of a GenBank genome assembly
AUGCCAAUUUUUAAAAAUUGCCGUGUACCCGUGACCGUCAAGUUUGCCAAACUUUGCGAACAGUCAUUCUUUGGGGAUGUGAUUCUGACGGGUACGACUGGAAGUAUUGUUCGUGUCGUCGGCAAGGAAGUCAAACAAGUCGCUAGUUUUAUAGUCGAUUGCUUCGGUGAUACCGAUGGAAUUCAGAUCAAACGAGGUCCAGCAGAUGAGAUGAAAGACAUUGAAGAAUUAAUUGCAAAAGAGGCACCGAUUCAGAAAAUGGAAGAGUUCGAGGAUGAGUCUAUGGUUGCGAAAUUCUGCUGUUUCUAACACUUGAUCGAAAACUAUUACAGAAUCAGUCGGAAGAGGAAGAUAUCGCCAAACCCCCAGAGAAGCUUGCUGUUGAAUAA